This is a messenger RNA of Myxocyprinus asiaticus (Chinese sucker), 1061 nucleotides long. RefSeq lists its product as uncharacterized. NCBI's taxonomy places the organism in Eukaryota, Metazoa, Chordata, Actinopteri, Cypriniformes, Catostomidae. The record is from RefSeq and is a predicted model, not a curated record. Bases 21 to 635 code for a protein of 204 amino acids. The transcript has 4 exons.
CUCGGUGCAGCAGUGCAGAAAUGUUUGAGCAGUGGAUCAUAGCAAUGACUGUUCUCCUUACUCUCUUUCAUCCAAAACUUACGGAAUCCUCCUCAAACUGUGAGGAUAAUAAAAUGUGUGGCUGCCUCAUCGAAGACAGGAACAUACCAAUAAAAACAGUGGAUAAAAAUGCAACAGCAACAGUCUUCUGCCCUGACCUGGAAGAGGGUGAAGAUCUCAUAUAUUCCAGUUUAUACAAGGAAGGGACCAAACUGCACUUUGUUGACAUAAGAAACAAAAGUUACCAAUCAUGGCAGCAUAUUCAGGUGUCCUUCCAAAACUCCAGUGUCUUCUAUAUGAUUCAGGGAACUGAAGAUAAUGAUACAGGAAUCUACAGCUGCACAAUCCACACUAAGAUCAGGAAAACAAAACAGACUAUCCUGCUCAUUAAAGAUGCUCAGCAGCCCACAGAACCAUCACCCACCUGUCUUCCAGAGCAUACACUGCUGCUGAGUGUUGGCUGUGGGAUUGUUAUUUUAUACAACCUGUUAAUUACAGCCAUUGCCUUUUUUCUUAGUUAUAAAAUCAAGAACAAGGAGCCACCUGAGAAUCCCUACAUAAACACAAGACCAGGAGGAUUCAGGCGAUGCAGAUGAGCUCAGCAUACAGUGAAGAGAUUCCACAAUGAUAUACAUGACAUUUUUCACGCACUGUUACCUUUUUACUGUGCUGGGUAUCAAUUGGCCACUUACAGUAUAGUUUGUUGAACAGAUCUACUAAUUGCUCUUGAAUUACUGUAAGUUUUGUAUGUAUUUUAUUCUUUUUACACUGAAACACUAUGAAACUCUGACUUUAAUGGAAACCUGUGUUUUUAUGAUGCAAAUGUCUCUCAUUCCUACAUUUCUACAAAGACAGGAUGUGAAUUCAGUGAUUUAUCAAAAUGUUUCUAAAGAGUAUAUCUCUGGAAUAAUUACUGCUUUCUUCAAUAAAAGUGGAUAGAUGUGUAAUUUUCUCAAAAUACAUCAUUUUGGGGGGAAAAGAUUGGAAAUUAUUACAUUCUUGUUUAUUAUAAUAAACUACAU